AUGGCGAUGUGCCCCUGCCUGAUCCUGGACACUAACGGCGCCGAGUGCAUGCAGGACCACUGCUUCCAGAUCCCUGAAGUCAAGCUGGAUGUGGAAGGCCGAAGCGUGGUGAAGCGCCAGAGCCGAUACGUGCUGCCCUGCGGCUACGGCGGCAUGUACAAUCACUUGGAGCGGGGCGAAGGCGAGAACGUGCAAUGGUUCUUCGAUGAAACCACUCAAUGCUGUGUCUGGGUGGCUCAGCCAAAGGAGGGGGUGGAUUCGAUCCAGCGGAACGAGGAGCUUUGCUUCGAUUAUGGAGAGGCCUACUGGGAUGCCCCCCACCGGCGUUUCCAACGACCCAAGGCUCGUGUUGCUGAAGCUGGUGCUUAG
Messenger RNA from Effrenium voratum, 369 nucleotides. The record is from the annotation of a GenBank genome assembly. NCBI's taxonomy places the organism in Eukaryota, Dinophyceae, Suessiales, Symbiodiniaceae.